UGAUUAUUGAAUUAGCUGUCUUUUCCCCUGUUCCAAUUUCUACUUGUUAAUGAAUUAUUCAAUGGAUUUUUCUUUCGAUGUGAUUUGAAAGUCAAUAUAUCUAGUUUUUAUUUCAGAAAAUUUUUUGUUACAACCUCUGUUCUUCUCAACCUUUGAGAACUUAUAAAUCUUUCAUUAUUCUCGAGUGUGCACAUUUUCUUGAUUUGUUAUCUUCUUCCGCGAUAUGGAGGAGAGACAAUUGUUGUUUGAGAAGUAUGAAAUUGGGACAUUAUUAGGCAAAGGAACUUUUGCGAAAGUGUACUAUGGUAAGGAACUCGAAACAGGGGAAAGUGUAGCCAUUAAAGUGAUAAAAAAAGAUCAAGUUCAGAAAGAAGGAAUGAUGGAGCAAAUCACAAGAGAAAUCUCUGUGAUGGGCCUUGUUCGUCAUCCCAAUAUUGUUGAACUCAAAGAAGUCAUGGCUACGAAAUCUAAAAUCUUCUUUAUAAUGGAGUAUGUUAAAGGGGGUGAGCUUUUCGCCAAAUUAGUAUCCAAAGGCAAAUUUAAAGAAGAUACAGCAAGAAAGUACUUUCAACAAUUGAUAAGUGCUGUUGAUUACUGUCAUAGUCGAGGUGUUUAUCAUCGCGAUUUGAAGCCUGAGAACCUACUCCUUGAUGAGAAUGAGGACUUGAAGAUAUCUGAUUUUGGGUUAUCGGCUUUGCCUGAUGAGCAGUUGAGUAGAAAUGAUGGUUUGCUUCAUACACAGUGUGGGACACCAGCAUAUGUUGCUCCUGAGGUUUUAAGGAGGAAAGGUUAUGAUGGUGCAAAAGCUGAUAUUUGGUCAUGUGGUGUAAUUUUGUAUGUGCUUCUAGCUGGUUACCUUCCAUUUCAAGAUGAGAAUGUGAUGAACAUGUACAAGAAGAUUUUCAAGGCGUAUUUCGAGUUCCCUCCUUGGUUUUCAAUGGAUUCGAGGCGUUUGAUAUCUAAACUUUUAAUGGCUGAUCCGGACAGGAGGAUCACUAUUCAAGGUAUCAUGAGGGUUCCAUGGUAUAGGAAGGAUUUCGCGAUGCCACGGGCGUUUUCAAUCCAAGAUUUUCAAAAGUUAGAAAAGGAACAAGAAAAUGAUCAUGUUGAAGAAGGAAUGAGCAGCAAACAAGGAGGGAUGAUUAGGAAAUCCCCUUCAUCCCCUGCAUUUUUCAAUGCAUUCGAGUUGAUUUCAUCGAUGUCUUCUGGUUUCGACUUGUCUAGCUUGUUUGAGAUCAAAGGGAAGGCAUCAUCCAUGUUCACUUCAAGGAGCACUGCCCGGGAUGUCAUCCGUAAAAUGGAGAAAAUGGCUAAAGUUAUGAGGUAUAAGGUUUAUAGGGUAAAACCAUUCAAGUUGAAGAUGCAAUGCCCCGAGGAAGGACGAAAAGGGCGGUUGUUGGUCACCGCUGAGGUGUUUAAGGUGGCCCCGGAAGUCACCGUGGUCGAGCUCUCCAAGUCCUCCGGCGACACGUUGGAGUAUAACAAGUUUUGUGAAGAGGAAGUUAGGCCUGCAUUGAAGGACAUUGUUUGGACAUGGCAAGGGACUGGUACUGGAAAUGCUGAUAUUGAUAACAAACAGGACUUGGAGCAAUAAAAAUUUGGUACAUGUGCAUUUUUCUCCCUCUUCUUUUGUGUUUGUGUUUCGCUCCCCCUGAUCGGCUGAUAGAAAUAAAUCAACGAUCGGAGAUAUUCGUGUUACUUUGUCAAUAUUGAUUUGUACAUAAAUUGUGUGUUAUACUGACCACUUUGGGAUUUGUAUUGUUUGUAUGUUGUGAUUCACUUAAUUUCCUCUAGUCAUUCAAGCACAAUUAA
Solanum tuberosum (potato) is the source of this 1812-nucleotide messenger RNA. RefSeq names its product CBL-interacting serine/threonine-protein kinase 5-like. The record is from RefSeq and is a predicted model, not a curated record. The transcript has a single exon. Gene Ontology annotation, molecular function: ATP binding; protein serine/threonine kinase activity. Bases 224 to 1594 code for a protein of 456 amino acids. NCBI's taxonomy places the organism in Eukaryota, Viridiplantae, Streptophyta, Magnoliopsida, Solanales, Solanaceae. Gene Ontology annotation, biological process: protein phosphorylation; signal transduction.